UCACUUCCUGUUUCUCCUGCCCGGAUCGUGCGAUUGAUUCUGUGCCGCCUGCCCGCUUCGGGCCCUUUCAUGACAGCAGCGGCCAUACCUCGGUUAUUUGUUUGUUUGUUUGUUUAAAAAGAAAGAAAGCAGCGAUUCGCUUGGAAGGGGAGGGGGGAUUUAAGGACACUUUUGUCUGGAGAGGAAUUGGAACUGACUGUGUGCUCAGUUUAGCCUGUUAGCUGUUAGCAACCGUCCCGUACGCAAGAUGCCGGCUUAUCAUUCGAACCUGAUGGACACAAACACCAAACUAGUGGGCAACAUGGCCCUUUUGCCCCUGAAGACGCAGUUUAAGGGACCGGCCCCCAAGGAGACCAAAGACUCGGACAUCAUCGAUGAGGCCAUCUACUACUUCAAAGCCAACGUCUUCUUCAAGAACUACGAGAUCAAGAAUGAAGCCGACAGAACGCUGAUUUAUAUCACACUGUACAUCUCAGAAUGCCUCAAGAAGCUCCAGAAGUGCAGCAACAGAAAUCAGGGUGAGAAGGAGAUGUACACUCUGGGCAUCACCAACUUCCCCAUUCCAGGAGAGCCUGGCUUCCCUCUAAAUGCCAUGUACGCCAAGCCUGUCGACAAGCAGGAGGAGGAAACCAUGAGGGCCUACCUGCAGCAGCUCCGACAAGAGACGGGCCUGAGGCUCUGUGACAAGGUGUUUGACCCGCAGACCGACAAACCAAGCAAGUGGUGGCUUUGCUUUGUGAAGAAACAGUUCAUGAACAAGAGCCUCUCUGCUCCAGGCCAAUAAACAGCACUAUGGGAUUAGUUUUUUUUUCCCUCUAAAUAUCCUUCAAGAUUUUUAUAUACCUUAUGGGUCUCAUGCAACUAAUGUACCAUACCCGGUGGCAGUUUUCAUGAUCAUAUUGAG
This is a messenger RNA of Scleropages formosus (Asian bonytongue), 904 nucleotides long. RefSeq names its product actin-related protein 2/3 complex subunit 3-B. The transcript has 7 exons. Bases 248 to 784 code for a protein of 178 amino acids. The record is from RefSeq and is a predicted model, not a curated record. Gene Ontology annotation, biological process: regulation of actin filament polymerization; Arp2/3 complex-mediated actin nucleation. NCBI's taxonomy places the organism in Eukaryota, Metazoa, Chordata, Actinopteri, Osteoglossiformes, Osteoglossidae. Gene Ontology annotation, cellular component: cytoskeleton; Arp2/3 protein complex.